Molecule: messenger RNA, 1393 nt
Organism: Chenopodium quinoa (quinoa)
Lineage: Eukaryota; Viridiplantae; Streptophyta; Magnoliopsida; Caryophyllales; Amaranthaceae
Product: leucine-rich repeat extensin-like protein 4
Exons: 1
Coding region: 128-1273 (381 amino acids)
Molecular function (GO): protein binding
Source: RefSeq, a predicted model, not a curated record
UCUUUUGGAUUGUCACAGGAUGAUUAUACAGAAGACCGAAAAGACUAUGAUUGAUUGAAAAUGAAGUUUUAAAAACCUUACAAAAGCACUGCAAGGUCAUAAAGUAUUUUCAACAGCAUACACCAAAAUGGGUUCACAAAGAUCAAAAACUUCUUUUCUUCUUCUUGUUUUAUCUCUGUUUUCGCUGUUACACAAACUCGAAACAAAACACAAUACUCAUCAUUCCCACCCUCAUCACAAUCACAAGAACUCGCAAUCUUCUGCUGCUAAUCCCAAGCUCAACCAAGCUUACAUUGCUCUCCAAGCAUGGAAAAAGGUCAUCUACUCUGACCCAACAAACUACACUUCCAACUGGGUAGGACCUUCUGUGUGCCGCUACAGAGGAAUAUACUGUGGACCUGCAAUCGACGACAACACCACCACUGUUGUCUCGGGUAUUGACCUUAAUCACCUGGACUUAGCUGGCUUCCUUCCAGAUGAAAUCGGCCUUCUUGCUGACCUCGCUCUGCUCCAUAUAAACAGCAACCGCUUUUGUGGGGUCCUUCCUCUAACUCUGUCUAACCUUACCCUUUUGUAUGAGCUUGAUCUUAGUAACAACCGCUUUGUUGGGCCAUUUCCAUCUGUAGUACUCUCCCUGCCCUCCCUCAAAUACCUUGAUCUUCGAUACAAUGAGUUUGAAGGACCAGUUCCUUCUGAACUGUUCAAUAAUAAGUCCCUUGAUGCAAUCUUUGUCAAUAACAACCGCUUCACUAGUGUAAUCCCAUCUAACUUAGGUAUGUCCACAGCCUCGGUGGUUGUUUUCGCUAAUAACAAAUUUGGUGGGUGUUUACCUCCAAGCAUAGCAAAUUUCGCUAACUCCAUCGAAGAACUUUUACUGAUCAACACGAGUUUAACAGGGUGUUUGCCAGAAGAAGUUGGAUACUUGUAUAAGUUGAGGGUGUUAGACGUGAGUUACAAUCAAUUAGUUGGUCGGAUACCCUAUAGUAUAGCAGGAUUAGCUCACUUGGAGCAGCUAAAUUUUGCUCAUAAUAUGAUGAGUGGAGAAGUAUCUGAUGGAAUAUGUGUACUGCCAAACUUAACAAACUUUACACUUUCUUACAACUUUUUCUGUGAGGAGCAAGGACUGUGUGGGAACUUGACAUCGAAAGGAGUCGUGUUCGAUGAUCGUCGUAAUUGCUUGCCGGGGAAGAAGCUACAAAGGAGUAAGAAGGUAUGUGAUGUAAUAUUGGAGCACCCGGUUGAGUGUGAGGAGUUUAAUUGUGACUACUCUUAGCUUGUUUGGUGUAUAAUUUGUCAUACUAGGGAUGAAUGAUUGCAGGUUUUUAUAACGGUGUAUUAAUUUACUAGAUUUGAACACUGUGCCUUGUACGAGUAAGCUGUAAUUAUAAUGGUA